Dendronephthya gigantea is the source of this 1083-nucleotide messenger RNA. RefSeq lists its product as uncharacterized. The record is from RefSeq and is a predicted model, not a curated record. The transcript is spliced from 3 exons. The coding region runs from base 1 to 1083 and encodes 360 amino acids. Lineage: Eukaryota; Metazoa; Cnidaria; Anthozoa; Malacalcyonacea; Nephtheidae.
AUGGGUCACACAUGUGGGAACUGUCCUGUGUUUGGCUGUGGUUGUACAAAUUUAGCAAGGUUAGCAAAUCAUCUCGGCCAAGUACAAGGUAUGGGCACACAGGAACACAAGAAAUGGUUAAAUUGGAGUAAGACAGGAAUAUGUGUACCUCAACAGAGUAAAGAACCAAAGGAAUUCAAUAUGGAGGAGUGUCUGGAUAAUUUAUUAGAGCAUGAACAACAGAAACACAAGUUGAUAAUUGAUGGCAAGGGUGAUGAAGAUAGAGAUGAAUUUGGAUACUAUAAAUGUCAUGGUCUGAACUGUUUCCUUGUGUUUGUAAGUGACGCAACAAGAAAAAGGCACGAAAAGAACAAACAUAUAGAAGAACAGAUUGGGACAAGCGAUGUUCCCAUUGAACAAUGUUCUGAAAGUAAUAAGACUGACAGUGACUACACUUUCAACUACCACAAUGCCAGACUACAAUUUGGGUUGGUUUUGAUGGACAUUGUUGAUGCAAUAAAAGAAGGUGAUGGCAUUCGCUUGACAAGGUGCUAUAAAUUAGUGCUGUUGUUUGCCUAUAAAUUCCGGCAUACUAAAUAUGCAUAUGGAAUUUUACUGUAUUUCGUUCAAAUUAAUGCAGUACUCUCAGAGGAAGAUUCAUAUAAUUUGACAAGAAAUAGAUUUUUCAACAUUAGUGGGAAAAUUGGUACAAAUAUACCUCUAGACCUACACAUGGAACACCUCAAUCUUCUGUUGAAACGGCUAUCUAAAGGAAUGGGUGGAAAUGUUACAACAAAGUCACUGCAACGGGCAGCCAGGUCAGUUGUUCCAUUAAGCAAUGUGAUUCAAGGAGUAUACAGAGAUUGCUCAAAGGUGAAAAAGAGUGGCUGUCACAAGAACAAGGAUGUGGAAGAUGCCCUUAGAAUAAUUAUAAAUGACCUGCUACAAGGAAAAGUGUUUAAAAAAGCAAAUGGAAGAGCUGGAUACCCAUCCUUCCCUAAAUUUCCUUCAAACAUUCUUGAUAUUGAUUACAGAGAUUUCUUUCAAUGGAUAAAAGGACAUUUAAACCAUUGGAAAGCAAUUUAUGAAACAACUAAAACAUAG